UUUAAACACAAUGUAUCGAGUCAUCAUAUUACUUUUGGCUGCUUCAUUAGCUUUAGCAAAUGGCCAUGUUCAUGAUCUUGACGCCUAUUUCGAGGAAGCAGAUACCAGUUCUCAGGAGCGAGUUGUAGGCGGUUAUGAUGUGCCCGAAGAUGAGUAUGUGCCCUAUCAAAUCUCCAUGCAAUUCCUUACACGCAACGGCCAACAGAGACACUUUUGCGGUGGUUCUCUAAUCGCACCCAAUCGUGUCCUGACCGCCGCCCAUUGUGUGAAUGGGCAAAAUGCUAGUCGAAUCACUGUAGUGGCAGGCAUAAGGGAUCUCAACGACUCCACUGGCAUACGUUCGCAAGUUCAAUCCUAUGAAAUGAAUGCCAACUAUCAAGAACUGGUUACGAGUGAUAUUGCCAUACUGAAAAUCGAUCCGCCCUUCGAGAUGGAUGGCAAACGCAUAGACACUAUUGAUGUGAGCGGCAGCGAAUUGGUGCCAUCCGAUCAAGAGGUUCUACUCACUGGCUGGGGUUCUGUUUUCCAUUUUGGCACUGGUCCCUUUGCCAAGUAUCCCACAAUAUUGCAGAAACUAAAUUACAAAACGUUGAGUAAUGACAAAUGCAAGGAAACUAUGACCCAAUUGACCGCUACCGAAAUUUGCGCCUUGGAACGUUUUGGCAAGGGAGCAUGUAAUGGUGAUUCGGGUGGUCCUCUUGUGAUGCAUAAUGGAGAGACAUUGAAACAAGUUGGCGUCGUUUCCUAUGGCACUGCAUUUUGUGCAUCCAACAGUCCCGAUGUCUAUACUCGGGUAUCAAUGUUUGAUAGCUGGAUCAAAGAGAGAAUGGCUUAGACAAAGCUUAAAUGUGGUUAUUACAAAUCAAAUGAUUCGAUUUCAAAACAUUAUCAUAUAAUU
Molecule: messenger RNA, 898 nt
Organism: Drosophila willistoni
Lineage: Eukaryota; Metazoa; Arthropoda; Insecta; Diptera; Drosophilidae
Product: chymotrypsin-2
Exons: 3
Coding region: 11-835 (274 amino acids)
Biological process (GO): proteolysis
Molecular function (GO): serine-type endopeptidase activity
Source: RefSeq, a predicted model, not a curated record